UAAUCUGUACAUGGGUUUGAGACUUGCACGCCAAUCCAUCCAUUGGUCUUCCUCUCCUCUCAUUUUCAAAUCACCCUUGCUUCCUUGGUCUAAUAAAUACCCUAAGAACCACUCUCUGUCUCUCCCAUUGUCACAACUCACAACAAUGGGUAAGCGAAGUGCAAUCCAUUCAGAGUCAAACCCAAAGCUUCUUCCUGAAGAACCCACUUCUCAACCUGAAAACCCAUCUUCCUCCUCCAAAACCCCCCUUCCACCCCAAAAAAUCAGAAAACUAUCCUCCAAAAACAACAAGUCUCAACAGCCAGAGCCAGAGCCACAGGUCCCUAAUUCAGAAGACACUACCAUUACCAAACCCAGCGACCCAACCCCAUCUGAGGCCCCCAAUACCCUUUUGCCCAUAAUAUCUGUAAACCCUUUAACAAUCGAAGGCGAAAUCGAUCUUGCCCUUAACCAUUUGCGCAGCUCCGAUCCACUCCUCACCUCCCUAAUCGAUUCGCAUCGUCGUCCUUCUUUCGAAUCUGAACCUUCACCACCAUUCUUAUCCCUCACCAAAAGCAUUCUCUACCAGCAACUCGCUCCCAAUGCUGCCAAAGCAAUCUACAAACGCUUCGUCUCUCUCUGUGGCAGCGAGUCCGAGGUUGUCCCCGACAAUGUGCUGGCACUCGACGCCGCCGAGCUCCGAAAGAUCGGAAUCUCCGGUCGGAAAGCGACUUACCUUCAUGACUUAGCGAACAAGUACAAAGAUGGGGUUUUGUCGGACUCUUCGAUUCUCGAAAUGAACGAUGAGUCGCUGGUUACAAAGCUAACGUUGGUGAAGGGAAUUGGGGUUUGGUCGGUGCACAUGUAUAUGAUAUUCUCGUUGCAUAAACCAGAUGUUUUACCGGUUGGAGAUCUUGGAGUGAGGAAAGGCGUGCAGCGUUUGUAUGGGCUAAAAGAGUUGCCAUUGCCUUUGCAGAUGGAGGAGAUUUGUGAGAAGUGGAAGCCUUAUAGGUCUGUUGGGUCUUGGUAUAUGUGGAGGCUUAUGGAAGCCAAAGGGGAUGUUGAUUCUGCCUAAUGUACCUGUCUUCUUGUACUAUCUUAGUUUCUUGUAUUGUUGUACUAUCUUAUCAGUUUCUUUUACUCUUGCUUGUUUAUGAAAAAACCAAAAAAAAAAAAAAGGUUGUUUAUAUGGUUGUA
Messenger RNA from Quercus robur (English oak), 1176 nucleotides. RefSeq names its product DNA-3-methyladenine glycosylase 1. Bases 11 to 1054 code for a protein of 347 amino acids. The record is from RefSeq and is a predicted model, not a curated record. Gene Ontology annotation, cellular component: nucleus; protein-DNA complex. Gene Ontology annotation, molecular function: DNA-3-methyladenine glycosylase activity; alkylated DNA binding; DNA-7-methylguanine glycosylase activity. The transcript has a single exon. NCBI's taxonomy places the organism in Eukaryota, Viridiplantae, Streptophyta, Magnoliopsida, Fagales, Fagaceae. Gene Ontology annotation, biological process: base-excision repair; DNA alkylation repair; base-excision repair, AP site formation.